Molecule: messenger RNA, 3048 nt
Organism: Closterium sp. NIES-67
Lineage: Eukaryota; Viridiplantae; Streptophyta; Zygnematophyceae; Desmidiales; Closteriaceae
Source: the annotation of a GenBank genome assembly
UGCGAGGCAGAGGACGUUAGGGAACGCCGAGGCCGUCGCUUGGAGGGCCGGGUGCAUGGCCGCCGCGAAGAGCAGGGGACCCAUGGGGUCCCCCUGUCGCACACCCCGGGCGCUGAGGAGUGGCCCACUGCAGAAGCCUGCGUCGAGGUAGAGGCGCGACGGGGCUCCGUAGGAGAGCUGGACGAAGGGGAGGAUCGCGACUCAGCAGGCGAAUGAACGCAUCCCGCGAAAACGAGGGACCCGCCUCGGACUCGUCAAGGAUGGGCCAGGCGAUUGACUCAGUCAACGGGGCGGGGUGCUUGGACUUCAACUCCUCGAGGACGUCGGGGGUUGAAUCGCUGACCGGGGUCGAGUCCAGUGCCAGCAGGGCACGUCGGAGACUGCCACGGCGGACAAGCCCCUCUGCUCGCUUUUGCCUGCCGAUGGAGUCCGCCGCGUGGCGAGGUGCGGGGGGGUUAUGCACAGCGUCGAUUGCUGACAGGUACAGCAAAUGCCAUUCGCCCGCGAGGAACUGCUGCAGUCGUUUUUCCACUGUGGCCCAAUCUGGGUGCUUGGGCGAAUGCAGGCGAAGGGUUAGGCGAGGGACAAAGAGUAACAGACGCCAGCCUGCGAGGCUGGUUGGCCUAGUCCUUGCCGUCCCCAAACGCGUGGCCGAAGGCCGCCGGCGCGAGCCGCCACCAAGGGAAGGAGAAAAAUAAGAAACCCAACUCAAAACUGAGGAAUGAAAGGACUGAGGGCUCUAAAUACUAAGGGACAUAGGCUCCCUCUCUCUCUCAAGCGGUCCGUUUAUUGCUUGGAAUCCUGAGUACAGGCUAGGCAGGUGGGGAGCGACAAGUCAUGGGGCAGCCAUAGGUCUCCACGGCCAGGGGGAAGAAACCGACAUAAGGUGCGCGGUUACGGUAAUGGUCAAUCUUUUUGUCGGCUUGCUCCCGGGCCAUAUAUCCCCGCCCCUUACGAGCGUGUGGGUCCCGGGUGCUGAUGGGAUCCGUGACAGUGACGUCACAGAUCCAGACGGCGCCCGAGUCUCUGUCGCGCAUGGCUAGGUCGGCCUUAUGGCUGUCCACCGGACUGUAGAUAGCGGUCUCCUUGGUGACGAUGAACCCGGCAUCCCGCGCCAUACGGAUGCAUUCGUCGCGAAGUGCAUUGUGGGUGUCUGUCCGGCCAUGCCCCGUGCCGCAGCGGAAGAGGUGGUUGGGCAGCCGGGGGUCAAGUAUCUCGGUCCCGUCGGCGCAGUUGCAAGUGAGUGGGGCCGGGAAAGGGAGGCCGAGACGGAAGGCAAGGGCGAUGGCAAAGUGCGGAGGUUCAAGGCGGAGAGAAGGGAAUAUGGGGACGGCGUGGAUCCAAUCCCCUGCCCCGUAGCCCGCCAGAGAGAACAGGCGCUGUGUGUGGCCGGAAAUGGGGUUCAGCUCCAUCCCGCGGGACGCCGCCACUUGGUCCGCAUAUCGGGCGGCGUGGACUUCAAGGGAGAGUCGGUGCUGGAGUGGGGUUCCGGAUGGCUCCUCGCGAAGGCUGCAGGGCCUUCAAUGGCGGGGUCGGAGAGGCCUAGCCCUCCGAGCGAUGGCGGAAGUGAGGCCUGGGCCCAGGUGCGCAUGCGUUCGGCUUCCCCUCGAGGGAGUUGGAGGUUGCAUGCGCCGAGGAGGGUGUGGAAAAGCCCCCGUCCCCACUCCGUCCACUCGGGUUGUGGGAGGAAAUCCAGCGGCGUGGUGCGGGUCAGGUAGCUGACCCGCCGCGAGAUGCAGCGCGUAAGGAGGAGAGAGGCCGUUUGGGGGUCCAUGGUUGCGAUGGUGGGGAGUGGCUCAGCCAGCGAGGCCAGCUGGGAACGGAGGAAAGCAGCUGAGCCCUCCGCUGUCCCGACAAAACUCCCCAGCACCCGCAGUCCCUCGCUGUGGAAAGGGACGUCCGGGGGAAGGGCGUCGGGUGGGGGAGGAGUUGGGGACCACGCCCCGCAUUUCGAGGGGUUGUGCGUAAGGCCGAUGGCCCCCAUGGCGCCCGUGAAGUGGUGGAAGGCCGCUGCGCAGGCGGCCGGUGCACCCACGAACGUCACGUCAUCCGCGUAGGCUAGACAGAGGACAUCUGAGUGGGCGGUGGCUGUCGAUUGGAGCGCGGGGUGGAUAGCUGCAGCGAAGAGCAAAGGGCCCAUGGGGUCCCCUUGUCGGACGCCCCGUGCACUCCGGAGUGGAGGGCUGGCAAACCCGUCGUCGAGGUACAGAAGCGAUGGGGUACCGUACGAAAAACGGAUAAACGGUAACAGCGGACGUAGGGGCGAGGCGUCGAUGGCGGUGAUUAUCGCCCCUCGCUCAACGCUGUUAAAACCGUUUGCGAGGUCCACUUGGACAAUGACGGAGCCGGUAUGUACGGAGGUGAAAGCCCGAGUGGCGUGGAUGACUACUUCUCCGCCGCUCCGAAUUGCGACGCCGAACUGAAGGGGGAGAAAGUAUUCUUGUGCGGGCUGAGUUGUCGAGAUGAGGGCGGAUUUGGCAGUAAGACGGUGGAGACAUUCACCUAUGGCGAUGGGGCGUGUUCCGCCAUCAGGUUUGCGAAGGGCUAGCAGGCGUGACGCCGUUAACAGCGUGCUGACCUCCUGGGGCAGGUUACCAGCAAGGAGCAGCUGCACAAUUUCGUGCAGGAGCUUGGCGACGUGCGGAUUAGUGAGCGAGGCGUCUCUCAGGUGUUCGAAAGUCAUCCCCGAAGGGCCGGCCCCCACCCCGUUUUCGCUUCGCGAAAGUAGGCGAGUGAAAUCAGCGAAGUCCAGCGUCGGCGGGGUGACGUCGUCCAGUGAGGGCCACGCAAGGGCCUCUGUCAACGGUCGCGGGUGUUUGGACUUCAGCGAGUCAAGAACCUCCGGGGUUGACUCGCUGACUGGGGUUGACUGGAGUGCCUGUAGGGCGCGGCGAAGGCUGCCUCGUCGCACCAGCCCCUCGGCUCGGGAGAUUUUCCCGAGGUCGUCACGAACAUGGCGAGGGGGCGCAGGCAGUGUGACAGCCGCUACUGCUGACUGGUAGAGGGCAUCCCACUGGCCUGCGAGGAACUGCCGCAGACGAGAUUCCA